Messenger RNA from Diatraea saccharalis (sugarcane borer), 591 nucleotides. The record is from the annotation of a GenBank genome assembly. NCBI's taxonomy places the organism in Eukaryota, Metazoa, Arthropoda, Insecta, Lepidoptera, Crambidae.
AUGGGCGCAUACCUCUGUAUCGCCGCCAACGGUGUUCCACCUUCAGUUAGCAAGAGGAUAAUGCUUCAUGUACACUUUCAUCCACUGGUGCAAGUGCCGAAUCAACUAGUCGGAGCGCCCACCGGCACAGAUGUUACACUUCAGUGUCACGUCGAAGCAUCGCCCAAAGCCAUCAAUUACUGGACCAGAGAAAACGGUGAAAUGAUAAUAUCAAAUGAUAAAUACCAGAUGAGCGAGAUCAAUAGCUCAGCGUACAGCGUUCAGAUGCGUCUCAUCGUGCGUAACAUACAAAAGAACGACCUGGGGGGAUACAAGUGCAUCUCAAAAAACUCUAUAGGUGACGCCGAAGGAAAUAUAAGGUUAUAUGAAAUGGAACUACCACAUAGAAAAUCACGUGAUGAAGACGAACGUUCGAAUUCCGUGGAGGAGACGAAUGACGUCCGCUCGAGUCAUCAGGGUCCACUGCGGGAGGGCGGCCCGAGGGAAGACGCCAGCUUCCUCGGUGGUGGUGGCCCUCAAUCUGGCACAUCACCUCUCGUUACACCCUCCGCAAUCGUUUUUAUAACCACUAUACUAUACACCGCGUAUUGA